AUGCUCCAGUUGGUUGUCACCAACACCAACAAGAAAAUCAAUAAGUUUCGCGCAACUCUCUCGCCUAACAUCCUCGAUUCAGACAAGAUAACUUACCUUCAUGAGACUACAGCAUGUGAAAUACGUGCUAUCAUGGGAAUGCUGUACGCCCGGGGAAUGCUUGGCCAGAAUCUUCUGCAUGUAAACUGGCUCUUUGGUGAGCAUGUGGGUCAUCCCAUAUUUGGAGCGACAAUGAGCAAAAACCGUUUCAAGUUUCUGAUGACUAAACUUUCGUUUGACGACGAAGACACGAGACCAGCAAGGUGGCAAAAUUAUCGGUUUGCAGCCUUCCGGGAGCUACACGACAUGAUGAACAAGAACUGCGCCCAGGCAGUCACUCCCAAUGACUUCAUCACCUUGGAUGAGACCCUCUAUCCCAUGCGCACCGGAAUUGGUUUUCGCCAGUACAAUUGA
Messenger RNA from Lytechinus variegatus (green sea urchin), 453 nucleotides. RefSeq lists its product as uncharacterized. Lineage: Eukaryota; Metazoa; Echinodermata; Echinoidea; Temnopleuroida; Toxopneustidae. The record is from RefSeq and is a predicted model, not a curated record. The transcript has a single exon. The coding region runs from base 1 to 453 and encodes 150 amino acids.